Salvelinus fontinalis (brook trout) is the source of this 6289-nucleotide messenger RNA. It is a transcript of the gene fhip2a, whose product is annotated as FHF complex subunit HOOK interacting protein 2. The transcript is spliced from 18 exons. NCBI's taxonomy places the organism in Eukaryota, Metazoa, Chordata, Actinopteri, Salmoniformes, Salmonidae. The record is from RefSeq and is a predicted model, not a curated record. The coding region runs from base 433 to 2775 and encodes 780 amino acids.
AGAAAGAUAUUGCCCAAGAUUUUUUAUAAGUAACCCAAGAUAGACCAAAAGCCUGUCGUGGCUAAAGCAAGCAAGUAGGUGGGCAGAGCCAAGAACGAGCUAGUGAUAUCUUAUUGGCACGUUCUUGCAUGUAUUUGCAUAUUUCAGUUGGGGAAAGCCUGCUAUGUGAAGUGCACUGUGUGCAAUAACUCAAUCGCCCUUGCGUUCCUUCUAAAGAAAGCAAAAGGCAAAGUCUACAAAACUUAGUCCACUCUGUUCGUAACAGAUUAUAGUUUUGAAAAAAGAAAACUGCAUUGAGCUCAACUGUUUCAUCGAUGACAAAAUUAGAGGAAUGUCGGUCAAAAUCCAUCUCGCUCCAUCUUCUCCCACAGACGUCCACUGGGCUUCCUAUCAUCACCACCACAUUUGGUAGUGAGUCGAAACGCCAACCAGAUGCUUCACAUUCAUACAUCCGGGUCAUUAUAUGAAAACUCCAAUCUGGAUCGCAGCGCUAACAACAGGAAGAAGAUAGAGGAAUUCUCUAGGUCUUCCCGUGACAAACUGGUCCAGUCGAAGAACAAAAUGUUCUCCAAAUUUACAUCGAUUCUACAGCACGCAGUCGAGGCGCUUGCGCCUUCACUGCCCUUGCAGGAGGACUUUGUGUAUCACUGGAAAGCCAUCACACAUUACUACAUAGAGACAUCAGAUGACAAAGCACCUGUGACAGACACCAACAUCCCGUCCCAUCUGGAGCAGAUGCUGGACAUCCUGACGCAGGAGGAGUCAGAGAGAGAGUCUGGAGAGACUGGGCCCUGCAUGGAGUACCUGCUGCACCACAAGAUCCUAGAGACCCUCUUCACCCUGGGCAAGGCCGAUUGUCCUCCGGGAAUGAAGCAGCAGGUUCUGAGUUUUUACACCAAGCUGCUAGGACGCAUUCACCAGCCUCUUCUGCCCCACAUCAAUGUCCAUAGACCUGUACAGAAACUCAUCCGUCUGUGUGGAGAGAUCCUGGCUGCUCCCACGGAGAACGAGGAGAUCCAGUUUCUCUGCAUUGUCUGUGCCAAACUAAAGCAGGACCCCUACCUCGUUAACUUCUUCCUGGAGAAUAAAGUGAAGAGGCCUGACCCAAAGAGGCCCGGUGUAGAGGGGGUUAGGGAGGACUUGGCUUCACCAGACACAGGUCAGCCCCAGGCAGAGGGACAGGCAGCUGAAUCACCUGAGGAACCCAAGUCUGCUGCUGCUCAGUCCAACAACAACAACGUCAACAACUACAACAUAGUCACGUCUCUCCUCAACCUCACCAAGAGUCCGGAUGGCAGGAUAGUGGUGAAGGCAUGCGAGGGCCUCAUGCUGCUGGUCAGUCUGCCUGAGCCGGCCGCGGCCAAGUGUCUGACGGAGAACACUGAGCUCUGUGAACUCUUGACUGACAGACUGUCGGCCUUCUACAAGGCUCUCCCCAUGUCCAUGGAUCCCCUGGACAUUGAGACAGUGGAGUCAGUCAACUGGGGGCUGGAUGUGUAUAACAUGAAGGAUGAUGCUGCCAUCUUCACUGGGAAGCGAGCACUCAUCUCCUUCCUAUCUUGGCUCGAUUACUGCGACCAGCUCAUCAAAGAGGCUCAGAAGACGGCGGCUGCAGUGUUGGCUAAAGCAGUGAGAGAGAGGUUCUUUGUGGCGGUCAUGGAACCCCAGCUGAUGCAGACGUCGGAGGUGGGCAUCCUGACCUCCACGGCUUUGCUUAACAGGAUCAUCCGCCAGGUGACCUCGGAGGCCUUGCUGCAGGACAUGGUCUACUUCCUCCUAGGGGAGGAGAAAGGACCAGAGACCCUAGCCAGCAUUGCCCAGAACCCCCUCCGACACAGACUCAUAGAGCACUGUGACCACCUGUCAGAUGAGAUCAGCAUCAUGACCCUGCGUCUGUUUGAGCACCUGAUCCAGAAGCCCAACCAGCACGUCCUCCACAGUCUGAUGCUACGCAGCCUGGAGGAGAGGAACUACCUGGAGAACAAGCCCCAAGAGGAGAGGGAGCCUGUGGAGAACGGCCAGCCCCACGACUUCAUAGACCUUGAAGAGGACCCUCUGUUUGGUGACGACUUCUCUCCAGAGAACAGGUUGGCCAGCCCUGAUUGGUUGAGCAGCUCCCCAACACACAGUCCCUACCACGCAAAGCCUGAUGGAAAGACCGAGGUCCACAAGAUUGUUAACAGUUUCCUGUGUUUGGUGCCAGAUGAAGCCAAGUCCUCGUCUCAUGUGGAGGGAACGGGUUAUGACACCUACCUAAGAGACGCACACAGACAGUUCAGGGACUACUGCGGGAUCUGUCAGAGAUGGGACUGGCGCGGCACCCCCAAGGCCAUGGAGAAGUGUGACCUGGACAGUCCCUUCUUCGAGGGCCACUUCCUCAAAGUCCUCUUCGACAGAAUGGGCCGUAUUUUGGAUCAGCCUUAUGAUGUGAACCUGCAUGUGACGUCAGUGCUGUCUAAGCUGUCUCUGUUACCCCACCCACACAUGCAUGAGUACCUGCUGGAUCCUUACAUCAACCUGGGCCCCGGCUGCAGGUCCCUCUUCUCCGUCAUCGUCAGGGUGGUUGGGGACCUCAUGUUGAGGAUUCAGCGCAUCCCAGACUUCACACCCAAACUCCUGCUGGUAAGAAAGAGACUGCUUGGCCUCGAACCAGAGGGUCUGAACAUCGACCACAUGACCCUGCUGGAGGGGGUGAUCGUACUGGAGGAGUUCUGCAAGGAGUUGGCUGCCAUUGCCUUUGUUAAGUUCCACGCGUCUGCCUCCACCUCCCCCUAAUCCAACCGGCCAGGCAGGUCAGGACUGGGGGGGGGGGGGGGGGGGGGGGGGGGGGGGCUGGGGGCAAAGGACAGGAUCAACAAAUGACUGGUUACUUACCACUGGUCAUCCCUAAAAUAGAUUGUGCCCCAAAGACAAUACUGUAAGCAGGACAUGUUUCAUCAAAUGUCUUGGGACUACAGAGAAAGUAUUUUGCCCCAUGCCCUAACCAGAACAACAGUAAGGCUGGCAAUCUGGGGCUAGAGGCUUUCAGGGUGAGGAAGGGGAUGUGUGGAUGGAUGCGGUAGGAGAGGGGACAUUCUCAAGAUGGUUUGAGCUGGGCAAGGCCUGCAGAGUCCCUGCGUGCUCUCUCUCUCUCUCUCUCUCGCCUUUCUCGCCAACCUAAACAAAUAUGAUCACCCCUUCACUCUGUGUGUCAUAGGGAGAGAAAUGUAUUUUCUGUAUGUGUGUAUUAAUUUAAUUUUUUUUCCAGACUCUGCUGUUUGUAAGCGUCAAUGCCUUAGUGUUGGAUUAUUACGCCUUUUCAGUUACUCUUUCAGGAGAUUGUUUGUUUCCUCGUGAAACAUUUUAUCUUUUGCCCACAUCUCUAAUAUAUUCUUCUUCUUCUGUCAGAUUAUCAAUGUCAAAUAACAAAAAAUCUGUGGACAAGAUGGCCCCUCUAAUUAGCACCCAUAUUGCUUACCAAAAUCAGGUAAUUCACCCGAUUCGUAAAACGAAGUACAUACAAUACAAUGUGAAAUGUUCUUAUUUAACAAACAUUUUUGUAUGGAGAAGUUCACUGUAGUGUCUGAGAUAAUAAGAUACUAGUCACGGUGUGGCAGAAGUGGAAAGUCCCCUGUAUUUAUUUUCCCAGUUUCUUUCGGGUUGCCUUUUUAACUGUCAGAUAUGCAUUUUUAAAGAAAGAAAACAGUUUUUAACCAAUUUAAUAGAACACCCAUUAUAUGGACUAAUGGUAGACGAGGAACUCUAAAUGCAACUUACUUUGCAGAAAAUGUGUCAAGUUUUUUGAAUUGUCCCCGACCUAGUAAAACUUCACUGUGGAGAUGUUCGUGUUAACAUUGCUCAGGCUUCCUACCUAACCAUGCGUAUUCUUGCGUAUUUCUUGCGUAUUUCAAUGCGUAUUGUGUAUUUCUUAUUGUUUGCACCCUCAACCUCACUAGCAAUGGGAUAACAUUAUAGAGUAUUGUGACAUCACAUUUUGUAGAAUGUGGAUCCUGAAAAACAAAACUGGAUUUGGACAUGGACUUCUAUGUACAUUUGCACUCGUUCCAUAUAUCAGAAUCUUUGCUUUUUUUUCGGGAACUUCGUCGGCUUUUGAGGAAAGUGACACCGCUUUUUUGCCUCUGUGACGAUGUUAUCGUUUAAUACCAGUAAUCAUUAUUGCCGUUUUCAAAAUGUACUCUGCUACAUUGUACACUUAUGUUGUCUUUGUCUGUGCUAGUGGCAUGGCCAUCUUUUCAGCGAUCUUACAUUGAACACAUUUUCUACCUGUUAUUCAUGACUUGUUUAUUUAUAGGAGGUAAUCUUAAUGUUGGGGUUGGGAGGUCCUCAAAGUGAUCCUAUUACGUCAUUAAUUCUGUCUUGGUUAGCUUACAUUGUGGCAUGUAGGCUUCCAUGUAUAUGUAUGGGAACACAGUACAUGAAUUUGAUAUGUUCCUUCAUAAGCUACCAUUUUAUAAAUGCAAUUUGGAUACAUCCAGUUUGUUUCCAUAGAGGUAUUUCAUUUACCGAUAGUAUUGUUUUCCAGCAUGGUCUUUGAUGACGCAGAGGAAAGGACUCAAAUUAAUGUGUACUUAAUGUAAAAAAACAAAUAUUGAUGGAGGACACUAUUGUGUGUGUUGUGUAGAUUAGAAGAUCAUGUAACCAGGGUUUGUUGCAAGUACCUGUUGGAGUAAUUUUGUGGAGGUUGGAGACUUACACUUAAUUCUUUAAUUGGUCUGAAUUAGGGAACUACAUGACAUAACCGGUGCUGGGGAUGUGUUGCUUGCCUGAACGCUUUGGGUUUGUACAUGGAUGGUGCCCAGUGUGUGUGUGUGGUUGUGUUCUAGGGGAUGAGUGUGUUGGUGUGUGAAUGCUUGCUGUAGUACGCAGGCUGGAUGAAUCUCCAUGAGGUCAGGAGUUGAAAUACUCCAAAUGGACACUGAACUUAGUGGCUAGAGCUGUUGUUCCUGCUAAGUUGACAUAGCAAGUUGGCUUCUGGUUGUCUACCCUAUACAGCACCUGGGGGAGUAUGUCACAAAAUAUAGGAUCAACUUGUUUGAAUGUUCUGGAUAACUUUCUAGGAAGAUAUGGACAUUAAUUGAUUCCACGAACAUCCCAUUUUACAGUUUUAGCUUGAAUAAAAAUGAAAUGACGUAUUAUCUGGUUCAUUUAUAAAGUUAGCUGUCUACCUUGGUUUUCCUGCAUUGUAGUAUACCCCUCUGGCCUAAUUAUGCAAACGUUUGCAUGAAAUCAGAUUUGCACAUUGUUCAUAUGUUGUACAUAUACCAAUACUAAAAAGCUUUUUUCAUUUUUGAUUUUUUUUUGUUUAUCAUGAACUCCCCAAAAAUAUUAGAAUGCACCUUUCAGGAGUGACUUGUCUACUUUAAUGGAAGAAAAACAUUUUUUAUUCUUAAUCAUGCACAUUUUGUUAUCAAUGUUUCCAACCUUUCUGUACCUGUGUAUAUAGGCUAUACGUGUACAAUAGUAAUAUUGCCAGGUGUAAAUGCAUGCAUAUCAUUUAUUGUAAUUAUGAAAGCAGCAUCUCUCUCCUAGCCUAGUACCAGAUCUGUUUGUGCCUUCUGGCCAACUCCUACGGCCAUUGUCACACCAAUGACCGUAGGAGUUGGGAAGACUGCACAAACAGAUCAGGGACCAGGCUUUCUUCCCAUCCAUGAUGAUUUCUUAGCAGUCAGCACUUUGCUCCUCUUCUGAAGACACUGACAAGGAAAUACAAUGAUGCCUUACUUCACACUAUGACAUUAAUGCUUUCACUGCUUGGGUUUGUUUGUUACACAUUGGAUGCUCUAUUUGUGAACGGCAUACAGAGGCUUGUAUUUCCUUGUCUGGUUGCAAGAGUCUAGUAUUAAAAAAAUCUGAUGCCAACUUAGUUUAUUUUCUUGUUAUGUGUCCGCUUAGACCAAUCACUGUAUAUCUUUGGUAAAAAUGUUUGCUGCAUUUAAUUGUUAACCUAAAGCUGGGUGUGAAAUGGGUUAUCUUUUUGGACUUUUUCUUGACCAGUAUGAUUUAUUGUGUGAUUAGUGCAAUGGUAUUUAAAUGUGAUAUAAGUUGCAUGCUCAUUCCUCAUCACGUCUCUUGAUGCUUAUGAUCAGUGUCUGGAAAGUAACUAUCGCUGUCAGGGUGGGUUCUUUCCUGCAGUUUCUCUCAUGCACUCAGGGGCAUCAUGUUUUCCAUUCUCAUCUGCCAUUUCUGGUUUAUGCGUGCUACUUUUCGGUGUGUAUGAGAAAUCACACAGGACAUUAUGGCUUUGUUUAUCAUCUUCCGUCCCUAAUAAAAAUACAGCUUUAUUCAUCAA